CUUUCCGCUCUUACCGAGCUGCAGAUUUGGGGGUGGGAGUGGAGGGAGAACUUGAGGUUCAGGCAGUGUGGGGGAGAAUCGAAUGAAUUUGCAAGGUGGUGACCCUAGCCGGGAGCCCAUCCCUGCUCGGUGGAUCAAAGGACCGCAGUGGGUGAUGGUGUUCUGGGUUGUUCUUGGAUGGUGUACCAUUGAUGGGACUCUGUGUGCUCCGCUUUAUCAUCAUUUACUCCGUGGGAGGACUGGUAACAAGUUUCCCACCGAUAGCCGCCCUGACUUUUGGGAUUGAUGCUACUCUCUUCUCUUUGAAAGGAGUUUGUUGAAAAACAAAAUGCUUUUUGAAUUGACUGCAGUCUCUUCUGUACAUAACUCUUAAGACUACAAGCAGGAUAGAAGCAAGUUAAACAGAAAGCUCAUCCACAGCUUGGAAAAACAGACAUGGAGUUUUGAGGAGCAGAGGGACCAUGGUGGCGGCCAUGGGUGAUCAGGACACAGCCAGACAAUGUGGACCAAUUUCUUCAGACUGCGGCUUUUCUGCUGUCUGCUUGCACUGCUGAUGGUGGUGGUGCUGGUCAUCAAUGUUACUCAGGUGGAGUACUUGGACCGUGAGACUGUGUCAGCCAUGUUCGUGGACAGCAGUGGACAGUUUGUCUUCUCCCAGGCCACAGGCAUUAGCCGGAGCCUCUACUGUGGUUAUGAGCACCAGACACUGUCCAGUCGAGAGCGCAUGGAGGAGGACUCCUUGCUGGCUGCCUUGCAGCUGCAGGUGCCCGAUGUGGGGCCAGUCCCGUUUGUGAAGAGCACUGACCCUUCUUCCAGCUACUUUGUCAUCCUGAACUAUGCAGGCUUCUUCGAGGUGGGAAGCCAGCUGGAAGUGCUGGUUCAUGUGCAGGAUUUUCAAGGAAAGCCCAAGAAGUACGGUGGAGACUACCUGCAGGCCAGAAUCCAUUCCCCGAAGCUGCAGGCCGGGGCUGUGGGCAGAGUGGUAGACUACCAGAAUGGGUUUUACAAGGUUUUUUUCACUUUGCUCUGGCCGGGCAAAGUUAAAGUAUCCAUAUCUUUGGUUCAUCCCAGUGAAGGAAUCCGCAUUCUUCAGUACCUACAGGAAGAAAAACCAGACAGGGUCUAUUUCAAGAGUCUCUUCCGCUCAGGAAGAAUUUCUGAAACCACUGAGUGUAAUGUGUGUCUCCCUGGGAGUCUGCCCCUGUGCAACUUCACAGAUCUCUACACCGGAGAGCCCUGGUUCUGCUUCAAACCAAAGAAGCUCCCUUGCAGCAGCAGAAUUAACCACUACAAAGGUGGAUACCUGAAGGGCCUCCUAACUGCAGCACAGACUGUUUUCUUCCAGAGUGGUGUCAAUAUCAAAAUGCCAGUCAACUCCAGUGGACCUGAUUGGGUGACUGUGAUUCCCAGGAAAAUAAAAGAAACUAACAACUUAGAAGUGUCUCAAGGCUCAGGACCCUUUCCUUCUGGGUAUUACUACAAAGAUCAGUGGAGGCCCAGGAACUUUAAGAUGCGCCAGUUUAAUGACCCUGACAACAUUACAGAAUGCUUGCAAAGAAAAAUGGUAUAUUUAUUUGGUGACUCAACAAUCAGACAAUGGUUUGAAUACCUCACUACAUUUGUUCCAGAUUUAGUGGAGUUUAACUUGGGCAGUCCCAAGAAUGUGGGUCCCUUCCUUGCAGUGGACCAGAAGCACAACAUCCUGCUCAAAUACCGCUGCCAUGGUCCACCUAUCCGCUUUACCACCGUCUUUAGCAGUGAGCUACAUUAUGUGGCAAAUGAACUGAAUGGGCUAGUGGGAGGAAAGAAUACAGUGGUUGCCAUAUCGGUGUGGUCUCACUUUAGCACCUUCCCCUUGGAAGUGUACAUUCGGAGGCUCAGAAAUAUUCGUCGAGCCGUGGUUCAGCUCCUGGAUCGAAGCCCUAAGACCGUGGUGGUUAUCCGAACAGCCAAUGCCCAAGAAUUGGGGCCGGAGGUGAGCCUGUUCAACAGUGACUGGUACAACUUCCAGCUGGACACUGUGCUUCGGAGGAUGUUCUCAGGGGUUGGAGUGUAUAUUGUUGAUGCCUGGGAGAUGACUCUAGCUCAUUAUCUACCCCACAAACUGCACCCAGAUGAAGUUAUUGUGAAGAACCAGCUGGACAUGUUCUUAUCUUUUGUGUGUCCUUUGGAGACUUAGCCUGCUCUCAGGAAGACUAAAGGAAUCCCUUCAGUGACCUUCCCAGUAGACUUGCCUUGUAGAAAAUUUGAGGGUGGCCCAUUGUAAAAUGGCUACUGUAAAUAUGUACAAAGUUUCAAAAAGAGUAUCUUUAUCUAAUGACUUGUAUAGAACUUAGAAAAUGCAGUCUGCAUUUAUAUCUACCUGUUGGAUUUUCUCCCCAAUCUUGAUUUAGCCAUGGUAGAACUCUUCAUUAACAGCAUCUAUACACUGAAUUGCCCUGUAACCAAAGAUGCUAAUGAGUGUAUUGAGCUGGCUAGGACUGAACUAGCUUCUCCUGUGCGUAGAUUACUGUGCUAAAUGCAUGUAAGAAGUGUUCUAAGUAGAGGGGCAAACUUGUUCAGAAAUGGAUGUGGGUAGCCUGCCUGAUAAACACAACUUCAUGAAUAGCUCAAGUAGUCUGUCUUGGGGAGUGAACUAGAGAGGGCUUACAGUCCCAGGGUCCUGUGAACACUGUAGACUGCUGUGUCUCUGGAGUUUCUCUUCAUCUACCUUCUCUGAAUUACUUGAAAAAGCCAAUGUGCUUGAUAAGAAUUUUAUAGUGAGGAUAUUAAUAUUUCCUGCUUUAUAAAGGAAGAAGCAAAAGGGAAACAUGAAAUUAGUAUGUGUAGAAUCUGUGUGUGAACUGAUCUUUGCAUAGGAUGCUGAUUAUGCUCCUCUCUCCCUCCUCCCCUCCCUUCCUUUUGUGCCAG
Messenger RNA from Perognathus longimembris pacificus (Pacific pocket mouse), 2910 nucleotides. It is a transcript of the gene Nxpe3, whose product is annotated as neurexophilin and PC-esterase domain family member 3. The transcript is spliced from 6 exons. Bases 500 to 2179 code for a protein of 559 amino acids. NCBI's taxonomy places the organism in Eukaryota, Metazoa, Chordata, Mammalia, Rodentia, Heteromyidae. The record is from RefSeq and is a predicted model, not a curated record.